Molecule: messenger RNA, 1435 nt
Organism: Athene cunicularia (burrowing owl)
Lineage: Eukaryota; Metazoa; Chordata; Aves; Strigiformes; Strigidae
Gene: PANK2
Product: pantothenate kinase 2
Exons: 6
Coding region: 111-842 (243 amino acids)
Biological process (GO): coenzyme A biosynthetic process
Cellular component (GO): nucleus; cytosol
Molecular function (GO): ATP binding; pantothenate kinase activity
Source: RefSeq, a predicted model, not a curated record
AAAUCUCAAAAGCAUCCGCAAAUACCUGACAUCAAAUGUAGCCUAUGGAUCUACAGGCAUUCGGGAUGUGCACCUUGAACUAAAGGACCUUACCCUGUGUGGACGUAAAGAUGGGUGACCUUCAGCUUUGUAAGCUAGAUGAACUCGAUUGCCUUAUUAAAGGAGUUUUGUACAUUGAUUCAGUGGGAUUCAAUGGACAUUCAGAGUGCUACUAUUUUGAAAACCCGACGGAUGCUGAAAGAUGUCAGAAGCUCCCAUUCAACUUGGAGAAUCCGUAUCCUCUCCUUUUGGUGAACAUUGGCUCAGGGGUCAGCAUUUUGGCUGUGUAUUCAAAAGAAAACUAUAAACGGGUAACGGGCACCAGCCUUGGAGGAGGAACCUUUUUUGGUCUCUGCUGCCUUCUUACCGGUUGCUCCACCUUUGAAGAGGCCCUAGAGAUGGCGUCCCAUGGAGACAGUACCAAAGUGGACAAACUGGUGCGGGACAUUUACGGGGGAGACUAUGAGCGAUUCGGGUUGCCAGGCUGGGCUGUAGCGUCCAGCUUCGGAAACAUGAUGAGCAAGGAGAAGCGGGAAUCUGUCAGCAAAGAGGACCUUGCAAAGGCAACUUUAAUAACCAUCACUAAUAACAUUGGCUCCAUCGCACGGAUGUGUGCACUUAACGAGAACAUUAAUCGAGUGGUGUUUGUUGGCAAUUUCCUUCGGAUCAAUACAAUCUCGAUGAGGCUUCUGGCAUAUGCUUUGGACUACUGGUCGAAGGGACAGUUAAAAGCCCUUUUCUUGGAACAUGAGGGUUAUUUUGGUGCAGUCGGUGCUCUUCUUGAACUCCUGGAUUCAGCCUGACUCCGUGCAGUUCCUGUACGUCGGACCUGCGAAGUUGGGGCACUUCCUGGGUCUCUGUGCCCAUGUUUUGCUUUAAAGCAUCCAUUCACUGUUUGUGGGCGACCUAAUCAGAAGAGAAAAAGAAGAUUCCUUUGAGUGCUGAAUGUCUACCCAGUUCAGAGUUUAUAAAGUUCAGCUGCAGCGUUUUCUGUUCCGCAACCGAAAGGCAUCGCGCUCGCAUUAUGCUUUAAAUUGUCUGUAAAGGGGAAGGAGCGUCGUAGCCCCAGUGUGUAGAAACCACACAGCCCACUUAUGUCUCCUCUGACACGUACAGCGGCCUGGCAGAUACUGUUGUGCUGUCAGUAAGGCUUUAUUCCUGUUGUCUGUGUAUACCAGAGACACGAGGUAAGGCACAAAUCCCGUGUCUGGGGUUGAUUCUGAUGUCAACCUGCAACACUUUGUACAGAUGACGGCAGUGUGUGCCCUUGGGAGCGCCUCAGCCUCUGACCUUGAGCUCUGCUAAAAGCAAAUUUGAGGAUGAAAUAACAUGUUGUUCUUUUCUUUCUCUCUGUUGUAAAACUUGGCUGCAUAUAACUAUACCAAAGAUUAUUUUU